GUAGCUGCCGGCGGCGUCUCGGCGGUCCCGCGGCGGUUCGUCCGGCGGAGCGGAGUGGAGCGGAGCGGGCCGGGGUCUCGGUCGGCACCAUGUCGGUCAGCGUCCAUGAGACCCGGAAGUCGCGGGGCAGCUCGGGCUCCAUGAACAUCACGCUCUUCCACAAGGCCUCGCACCCCGACUGCGUGCUGGCCCACCUCAACACGCUGCGCCAGCACCGCGUGCUCACGGACGUCACGCUCUGGGCCGGCGGCCGCGCCUUCCCCUGCCACCGCGCCGUGCUGGCCGCCUCCAGCCGCUACUUUGAGGCCAUGUUUAGCCAUGGGCUGCGGGAGAGCCGGGACGACACGGUGGACUUCCAGGACAACCUGCACCCCGAGGUGCUGGAGCUGCUGCUGGACUUCGCCUACUCGUCGCGCAUUGUCAUCAACGAGGAGAACGCCGAGUCGCUGCUGGAGGCGGGCGACAUGCUGCAGUUCCCCGACGUGCGCGACGCCGCGGCCGAGUUCCUGGAGAAGAACCUGCUGCCCUCCAACUGCCUGGGCACGCUGCUGCUGGCCGACGCGCACCAGUGCCGCCGGCUGCACGAGUUCUCCUGGCGCAUGUGCCUGCUGCACUUCGAGACCGUGUGCCGGGGCGACGACUUCCACGGGCUGUCCAAGGACGCGCUGCUCGGCCUCAUCUCCAGCGACGAGCUGGAGGCCCAGGACGAGCGGGCCGUGCUCGAGGCCGUGCUGCAGUGGGUGAAGCACGACCUGGAGCGGCGCCGGGCGCACCUGCCCGAGCUGCUGCACGCCGUGCGGCUGGCCCUGCUGCCCUCCGACUGCCUGCGGGAGGCGGCGGCGGCUGAGGCCCUGCUCAUGGCGGACGAGCGCACCCGGCUCCUGGUGGACGAGGCCCUGCGUUGCAAGACCAGGAUCCUGCAGAACGACGGCGUGGUCACCAGCCCGUGCGCCCGGCCACGCAAGGCCGGCCACACACUGCUCAUCCUGGGCGGGCAGACCUUCAUGUGCGACAAGAUCUACCAGGUGGACCACAAGGCCAAGGAGAUCAUCCCCAAGGCCGACCUGCCCAGCCCCCGCAAGGAGUUCAGUGCCUCGGCCAUCGGCUGCAAGGUCUACGUGACGGGGGGCCGGGGCUCCGAGAACGGGGUCUCCAAGGACGUGUGGGUGUACGACACUGUGCACGAGCAGUGGUCCAAGGCGGCGCCCAUGCUGAUCGCGCGCUUCGGCCACGGCUCGGCCGAGCUGGAGCACUGCCUGUACGUGGUGGGUGGCCACACGGCCCUGGCGGGGGUCUUCCCUGCCUCGCCCUCCGUGUCCCUGAAGCAGGUGGAGAGGUACGACCCCAGCGCCAACAAGUGGGUGAUGGUGGCCCCGCUGCGGGACGGCGUCAGCAACGCUGCCGUGGUGAGCGCCAGGCUCAAGCUCUUCGUGUUUGGGGGGACCAGCAUCCACCGCGACAUGGUGUCCAAGGUCCAGUGCUACGACCCCGCGGAGAACCGCUGGAGCAUCAAGGCUGAGUGCCCCCAGCCGUGGCGCUACACGGCCGCCGCCGUCCUGGGCAGUCAGAUCUUCAUCAUGGGCGGCGACACGGAGUUCACGGCCGCCUCCGCCUACCGCUUCGACUGCGAGAGCAACCAGUGGACGCGUGUCGGGGACAUGACGGCCAAGCGCAUGUCCUGCCACGCCCUGGCCUCGGGCAACAAGCUGUACGUGGUGGGGGGCUACUUCGGGACGCAGCGGUGUAAGACCCUGGACUGCUAUGACCCCACGUCGGACACGUGGAGCUGCGUCACCACCGUGCCGUACUCGCUCAUCCCCACGGCCUUUGUCAGCACCUGGAAGCACCUGCCUGCCUGAGGGGUGUGCACAGCCCACAGCCGCCCGCGCCAUCACAGGACUCUGUGCCGCGGCCGCCGCCGGCUCUGCCCGUCCUGGGAGCGGCCUCAGAGGAGAAGCAGAGCGCCAGUGCCGCCCGCCCGAGGGCGCGGCUGCCUCCAGGCAGACUCCUGUGGAGAUGCGGCUCCUGGGUGCGCCGGUGGCCGGGGCCGUGCUGGGGCCCAGGACACAGCGGGGCUGUGUGCCCGCGGUGACCGCCAGAAGCUCCGGUAGUAAACGUGCAGGGCCUCAAGGUCCUGUGGGAGAUUCUUGCCCCCCUCCCCCGCCCCCCAGCCCCAGCCCAGUGCCCACUUGGCCCACUGAGGACCUGCCCCAGGGCCCUGCCCAGCUGGGCCCACCUCACAGCGAGGACCCCUCACCACCGUGGGCCUGCCCUCAGAUGGGGACCUGCUCUCGGGACGGGGAGGCCCCAGCGAGGACGCCGACUCCCAAUCACGGUGGCCCCAGACCUGCCUGAUGCCGGGCCUGGCCUAGGCUCCCCCCGCUCCUGCAGACGGUGCCCCGGGCCAGCAGCGGAGGCCUGGUCCUCACCCUGAGCCAGCGCAGUAGAAGGGGUUCCUGGGAAGGGCCCAGACCUGCUGGCACACCAGCCUGCAGUGUCCCUACCCCCAGGUCCAGACCUGUGGGCACCUUUUGAGUUGGGGCCUUUGCCUUGGGUUUCCCAUUGCUGGCGAAAGAGCCCAAAGCACAGGCUGCUCCCCGGGGCGCGGCACUUCCAAGCACAGGACCCAGCCCGGUGCUGCCUCCGUUUGCCAACUUAAUAAAGAGAGUUGAGAAGGUCUCUGUGUGCCUUGGCCCCCGUGCCGACGUGGGUGGGGGCUGCUUCGGUUCCCAUCCCCCACUAGGGCCCAGCGCCUACAGCGCCAUGGGGCCCGGGGAGGCGGUAGCUGCCUUCGAUGCCUGCUGCUGUCCCAGUGGUGAGUGCCAGGAGCCGAUGCUUUCGUGUCUCCUGUGCAGCCCACGUUGCGCUCUGGAAGCCCUGCCCCAGGGCCGGCGGGCACACGGCCUCGGAGGUCGCGCCUCCCUGAAGCCAGAGCCAGCAGCUGCAGGCUGUGCCCAGGCUCAGACCCAGCAACACUGCCUUCCUGGACUCCCACGCCACGGGGGCAGGGCGGGCUUGGUGGGGACACAGGGCGCCAGUGUCCUGCCAGUGCCCCUCCACCAGGCGUCUGGUGCUUGGUUAGGACCCCGUGCCCCACAGGGCAGGGCCUGGGUUUGUGGCCUGGGCCCACUUCGGGUUCCAGCCUCCCACUCAUCACAUCCUGGGAGGCAGCAGGGCUCGAAUGUUUGGGUCUCGCAGCCACGUGUGGCUCCUGGCUUCGGCCUGGCCGGCCCCGGCUCUUGUGGGCAUUUGUGGAGUGAACUGGCAGAUGGAGGCUCUGUCUGCGCCCUUCAAGUGAACAGUGAGAACCAAUCGUUGGCUUCUGAGACGGCCGUGGCGCUUGUGCCGGGUUAGCAGGUGGCUGAGUGGCAGGGUCUUUGUGUUCUGGAAGAUGCACUCACUGGUGCCAGGAGGGGCUGGGUGGGGACGCCCUGGUGUGAACCGGGCUCCUGGGCCCACGUGAGAAAGCAGCUUCGCAGAGACCUCGCUGACGCCGGGUAGAUGAUGUGUUAAAUUGUACGCCAUUGGGGCCGGCGCCGGGGCUCACUUGGUUAAUCCUCCACCUGCAGUGCUGGCAUCCCAUAUGGGGGCCGGAUUCUGUCCCAGUUGCUCCUCUUCCAGUCCGCCUCUCUGCUGUGGCCCGGGAAGGCAGUGGAGGAUGGCCCAAGUGCUUGGGCCCUGCACCCACAUGGGAGACCAGGGGAAGCACCUGACUCCUGGCUUCGGAUCAGCACAGCGCCAGCUGUAGUGGCCAUUUGGGGGGUGAAACAAUGGAAGGACGACCUUUCUCUCUGUCUAUAACUCUACCUGUCAAAAAAAUAAAUAGUACGCAGUGAUAAAAGGUGACACGUGUGUAUCCCUGUGGUGGUGGCCGUCGCCCGUGUCAUGUGCUGGCCCCAGAAGGUACAGCUUGGCGGUUUUCAGGACAGACACGGUGGUGCAGCCGUCAUCACGGUCAGAUUUAGGAUAGCACUGUUCCCUCCAGGCUGGCCCAGCCCACCAUGGGCACCUGUGCCUCAGGCUGACCAUGCACAUGGCAGUGUGCCAGGCUCAGACGCUGCCAGCCGCCCGGCAGCCCCGAGCCCCGUGAGCCGGCCGCACGGUAACCAUCCGAGUCCGCAUUGUCAGCGUGGCCCCAGCAGCAUCGGAAUGCUGUGGAGCGCGAGCUCGCACAGGUUCUCUAACAGCCACGGCGUUACUCUAAAACAGCGCAGAAACAUGGGAGCUGUGGAGACGCGUGGUGAAGUCCCAGUGCUGAGCGCGCGAGUGAGGCCCCCACACCCAGCACGGCCUCCGACUUGCCAAGUGUGCACACGGGGGAGCUUGGGAAGACGGUGGGGAGCUUUCGCAUUUGAGAGGCUGAAGAGCCAGGCGCUCGGUCCAGGUCUCCCACCCUGAGCCGUCGCCGGUGCCCUCCGGGUCCAACUUAGCAGGGAGCUGGUGUCAGGCGCAGCAGCCGAGUCUCGGUGGCCGGGUGUGGGAUGCGAGUGCCUCGCUAGGCCAGACGCCUGCCCACGUUGGGGGUCCUAGUGAAAGGUGGCGGCGUGGUUUAUUCUGGGCUGUGGGAUUACAGGUGUUUGCAAAUGUUUAAAAAAUCACAUCUCAACUUUCCCCAGCCAUUGUGGCCACGUGAGGAGUGAAUGAGCAGAUGAAGAGUCUAACUCUACCCUUCAAAUAAAUAUAUUUAAAUAAAAAUUUA
This is a messenger RNA of Lepus europaeus (European hare), 4699 nucleotides long. RefSeq names its product kelch like family member 25 (gene KLHL25). The record is from RefSeq and is a predicted model, not a curated record. Bases 90 to 1859 code for a protein of 589 amino acids. The transcript has 3 exons. Lineage: Eukaryota; Metazoa; Chordata; Mammalia; Lagomorpha; Leporidae. Gene Ontology annotation, molecular function: protein binding.